UUUCUGGAGACGGCCGGGUAUACAACCUGGUCCUUCGCCUUGUCUUGAUACGGAUUGGGGCUUUACGUUGCGUUUGACUCGGCGGGUUCACAUCGCUUGGAGACAUUGAUUUGGUCGAUCAUUGGAGACUGGGUCGGACACUCUACGAUUCAGAGAGCAAGACACGAAGCAAAACCUCCAGUCCGGACGAAGGAAAACCAUGCCCUGACACGCUGAAGGAAGCAUUGGCAAAACUCAUAAAAUGGCUCCGAACGCUCGACAACCCACGGCCGACCCGUUCGACCGCAGGAGUCAUUUGCCCAUGGCCAAAGAAAUUCCAAUCACCGGGCCGUCUACCCAACGAUCCAUCAUCUUCGAUCCCAUCCAGGAAAUCUGCUCCGGCCGCGAAAUUCACAUGAACACAUCCUACCACUGUAUCUACGUCCCUCCUCCUGCUCCGUCCGCAGUCAACCCAUCCACAUCAACUUCAUCCUCCACAUCCAUCUCGAAGACCUCCUCGACUGGACCUCCACGCUCCGCUUUGCCGCCCAGCCCUUGCCAAAAUGCCUUGACCCGAGCAGCUAAAUCCGAAGCCCUCCUCCACGCCACCAC
Messenger RNA from Zymoseptoria tritici IPO323, 591 nucleotides. RefSeq lists its product as uncharacterized. The record is from RefSeq and is a predicted model, not a curated record. The transcript has a single exon. Lineage: Eukaryota; Fungi; Ascomycota; Dothideomycetes; Mycosphaerellales; Mycosphaerellaceae. The annotation marks the transcript as partial.